This is a messenger RNA of Phlebotomus papatasi, 1322 nucleotides long. Its product is annotated as venom carboxylesterase-6. The record is from RefSeq and is a predicted model, not a curated record. The transcript has 5 exons. Lineage: Eukaryota; Metazoa; Arthropoda; Insecta; Diptera; Psychodidae. The annotation marks the transcript as partial.
AAUGCAGGUCUUAAGGAUCAAGUUUUGGCACUCAAAUGGGUUCAAGAAAAUAUUGCCGCCUUUGGUGGUGAUCCUACGGAAGUCACCAUUUUUGGAGAAUCUGCCGGCGGUGCGUCAGUCCAAUAUUUAAUGCUAUCGCCUCUUGCCACUGGACUUUUUCAUCGAGCCAUUUCAGAAAGUGGCUCAGCUCUGUCUCCCUGGGCUCAAGCUGUUAAACCAAAAGAAAGAGCAUUUAAACUUGGACAAGUACUAGGUUUAAACACAAAUAGCACAGAAGAACUUCUUGAAUUUUUAAGAAAAGUGCCACCACGUAAAUUAAUUGAUGCAUCUGAAGAAACUCUAACAUCUGAAGAUGCUCGAAAUAAUAUUGGAUUGCCCUUUGUACCUUCGAUAGAAGAAAAUAUAGGUACAUGGGACGACGCAGAUCCUGAUGUUAAUCACGAUGAACCCUUUAUUACUGAACCACCAAUAGAGUUGCUUAAGAGAGGUGAUUUUCACAAAAUUCCCUACCUUACGGGCUUCAAUUCUCACGAGGCUAUGUUGUUUUUGAGAAGACUACGAAAAGACCCAAAUCUACUGGCGGCCUACCAAAACGACACUACGCGCGUGGUACCGGUAGAUUUACAAAUUCCUGGUGGCCGAGAUUCUAUUGAGGGACAAGCUGUUGCAGCAAGUGUACGGCAAUUUUAUUUAGGGUCAAGGGAAAUUACAAAAGAUACCAUAGAUGAGUUAAUAGACAUGUGGACUGACCUAAUGUUUGUCCGGGGAAUUGUGACCUCUGCCCGAUUGCAUGGAGCAGCAAGAAAUGCCACAACGUACCUCUAUAGAUUUGCUUUUGACGGAGCACUUGGCCUUUACAAGCGUCUAUUGGGCAUCUCGCGACCAGGAGUGUGCCAUGGUGAUGAAAUUGGAUAUCUCUUUCAUUUUGGAUUCUUUAAUUUGAGUCUGGAUAAGGCAGCCCCUGAAAUUCAAGUUAAGCGCCGUAUGGUAGCAAUGUGGACUAAUUUUGCCAAAUAUGGAUUACCAACGCCAAUGGGAGAACAAGAUUCAGACUUUAAAAUGAAUUGGGAGCCAAUACUACAAACAGCCGGCAAUGACUUACCAUAUUUAGAUAUAACCGACCGAUUAAAAAUGAGAAUAAAUCCAGAAGAAAAACGUCUGAAGUUUUGGGAUGAUUUGUACAAAAGAUAUAAUGAUAAUGAUGAUAAUUGUGAAUGAUAUAAAUUGAGUCCAUACUUUUUGUUUAUGAUUGUUGCAAAGUUUUGUUAUAUAGUUAAAAAGAAUUGUUGAAAAGUUUAAAAUAAAUUAAAUUUCAAAAUUGG